UUGUGUAUUGAUUUAAAAUGAAAGUGUUUCUGUUAUUGUUUUGUGUCGUAUUUACUAGUUGUACUGGAAAUGAUCGUAUUGCACCGUUUAUCACGCCAUGCCCAGCGACCAACUCAACAUGCCUCAGGUUGUCAUCUCAGCAUGCGUUACCCAUAGUAGCCGCUGGGAUCCCGAGCCUUGGCAUGAGCUCCCUGGACCCGAUGGCCAUGAAGCAGGUUAAGGCAAUUCAAGCUGGACUUAAGAUGGACUUCAAAAAUACCCUUGUCAGAGGAUUGAGAAAUUGCAAGGUCAUGGAAUUGAGACGAUUCACUCACAAAACAGAAAUAGACCUACAGUGUUCUGUAACUUUGAUUGGUAAUUAUUCCUUGAGUGGAAAGUUGCUGCUAUUACCAAUUGAGGGCGAAGGGAAAUAUAAAAUUAAAAUACAGGACGUAGUGGUAAAAGUGGUGCUGGAUAUAGAAGAGCGCGAGUCUGCUGGUGAACGUUACUGGAUGGUGAAUGGUUUUAAGCAUACUGCUGAUGUCUUGGGUCGUGUACAAUUCAAUUUCCAGAAUUUGUUUAACGGGAACCGGCAGCUAUCUGAUCCAGUACACGAGUUCGCGAACACGAAUUGGAAAGAUAUAUUUCAAGAAGUGGCGCCUCCGAUUGUAACCACGAUAGUGUCGCAAAUAGUUGCUGAAACUAUUAAGCUCUUCGAUAAAGUACCGAUAGGACAGUUGGUUCUUUAA
Molecule: messenger RNA, 728 nt
Organism: Nymphalis io (European peacock)
Lineage: Eukaryota; Metazoa; Arthropoda; Insecta; Lepidoptera; Nymphalidae
Product: protein takeout-like
Exons: 5
Coding region: 18-728 (236 amino acids)
Source: RefSeq, a predicted model, not a curated record